CCUCAGGGAGGAAAGCUGUUAUUUUCACCUGAGAGGGCAAUAGAACACACAGCACAAGGGGUGGAGGAGAGCAGGAAGAACUUUGUCUGUGGGGUUGCUCUUCUCAUUGCCUUCAGUUGACCUCAAGGCUUUGUGGAACUGGACUAUGGGACACGGUUAGCUACAGUAUAUGGCCUCUGGCUGAAGCUCUAAGGACUUUAUGGGUGUUUGAGGCUCAGGCCUACUGUGGAUGUCUGGGUACUGAGCCCCUGAGUCAUUGUCUAUGAAUACACUGGCUGUCUGUACUGUAGUGAGUGGGUCCAAGCCAGCUAACCUCAAGGAGGAAGAUGUGGGAGAUGCGCACAGACACAAACAUAUGUCCUACAGAACAUGAAUGAAAAAGGACACUUUUUGAUGCUUCUGAGUGUGAAGUAACACACAGGUUACACUACAGAGAGUUCUGGACUUACUCUCCCUUUCUCUCUCUCUCUCUCUCUCUCUCUCUCUCUCACACACACACACACACACACUAACACACACCCCCUGAGACAUGGAUACUAUGGUGAAGCAGUCUCUGGUGGUGCCCAUGAAGAAGCUGUCCAGCUGUGUGACAGGAGUGAAGGAGAGAGAGGUGUGGGCCAGGCGCAGGGCCAAGAGGGGGACAGGAGGAGUAAAGAGCAGCCCUCCACGGACGGGACAGACCUCCGUCACACGCUCCUACCAAACUGACCUGGAGAAGGAGAGUUGUGUUGAUUCCAGGAUGCUGAGGGAAGCCCUGAAUGCUCAGAAGCACGCAGAGAGAGCCGCCAUGAGGGAUCACUUCAGGAAGAAGUACCAGCUCUCCAAGAGUUCCAAGGACACCAGCCACCUGAGUGCUGCGCAAGGGAAAGUGGCACUCCCCCGUCAACUGGCUAAACUGAUUGGUCCUGAGACCCCGGCCAAGGACGAUGGCUACAGCCUGCUGAGUGCCUUCCAAGGUCUCAACUUCAACAUAGGGAUGCUUGGAGGCAAGCAGACCAAGUCGUCCACUCCAAUGUCAGUCAACGGAGAGGCCUGCAAAGUCAUGUGAUCAAAGAGAACAUACUAGAUACUACACAGAAUCAACCUGCAACAUGCUAAAAACAUGCAUUAUGCCUAAAUGAUGAAGAAUAACAUUUUAACACAACGUAGUAGCAGAUUGGAGGGCGAACACAUUGGCAGACGACUUUGUCACAGUUGCUCCUCUAUCCCUUUAUCUCCUUAUCUGUCUUUAACUCUCUCUCAAUUCAAUUCAAUUCAAUUCAAGGGCUUUAUUGGCAUGGGAAACAUGUGUUAACAUUGCCAAAGCAAGUGAGGUAGAUAAUAUAUAAAGUGAAUAUAUAAAGUGAAAUAAACAAUAAAAAUUAACAGUAAACAUUACACAUACAGAAGUUUCAAAACAAUAAAGACAUUACAAAUGGCAUAUUAUAUAUAUACAGUGUUUUAACAGUGUACAAAUACAUUAGCAUAAAACAAAUUUGCAUACAUUUGCAUAAAUAUGGGUUGUAUUUACAAUGGUGUUUGAUCUUCACUGGUUGCCCUUUUCUCGUGGCAACAUGUCACAAAUCUUGCUGCUGUGAUGGCACACUGACUGUUGUAUUUCACCCAGUAGAUAUGGGAGUUUAUCAAAAUUGGAUUUGUUUUCGAAUUCUUUGUGGAUCUGUGUAAUCUGAGGGAAAUAUGUCUCUCUAAUAUGGUCAUACAUUGAGCAGGAGGUUUCUUUCUCUCACUCCACCCCCCCUAUCUCUCUCACUCUCUCUUGCUGAGUUAUCUGCUGAUCAGACUGUUGACAAUAGAGCCAGGCUGUGAGGAUGACUCGUCAGGGGAAAUGACGUCAUCCCUGUGUCACUGAUAGUAGGACAUGGCUGUCAUUGUUACUAUUUGCAUAGAACUGGUCUGGACCAUACAGGAACUAACUGGAUGAAACUGGACUGUACCUGUUUCAGAUCAUUAGGCCCAUUUGGGGCCCACACACACAGGGAAGUAACCCGAACAAGAUUAUAACCUUAAGUGUUGUUUUCACAUUUACUUCAGUUCUUAGUUCCCAAAUAUUUGUCCUGUUAAUCUUCGUUUUGUACAUAACCUUUGACUUUUGUGGUGUAUAUAAGUCAAACGCUGUCCUUAUUAUGUUGUUACAAAGAAACUGUUAAUAAAGACUAGUUUGGUACUGACGUA
Molecule: messenger RNA, 2172 nt
Organism: Oncorhynchus nerka (sockeye salmon)
Lineage: Eukaryota; Metazoa; Chordata; Actinopteri; Salmoniformes; Salmonidae
Product: complexin-3-like
Exons: 4
Coding region: 530-1048 (172 amino acids)
Biological process (GO): synaptic vesicle exocytosis; neurotransmitter transport; regulation of neurotransmitter secretion
Cellular component (GO): terminal bouton; SNARE complex
Molecular function (GO): syntaxin binding
Source: RefSeq, a predicted model, not a curated record